AUGACUGAACGUCAAUUUUAUAUUUCAUCAUUUGAUGUAGAUAACAACAUUCCUAUUAAAGAGCAAGAGAAUGAUUUUAAUUCUAUCGCUGAAUAUACAUUUUGUUCAUUUGUACGUUCUCAAGUAUUAUUUACUGCCAUUCGAUUAAAUAUAUUUACAACUAUUCAUAAAUCAGCUACAUGUUCAUUGACAAUUGAAGAACUUGUAUUAAAAUUAAAUAUUAAAUUAAAACUCUCUUAUUUUAAAUCGUAUCUAACCUAUUUGGUUUAUUUACGUUUGUUAAAAUUAACUAAUGAAAAUAAAUAUGAAUGUACAAAUGUUACAAGAAAAUAUUUAGUUCAAGAUAAAGAUAAACAACAAUGGUAUAUUGCAGAUGGAAUUCAAGUAUGGGAUAAACGUUUGUAUCAAUUUUGUUCUUAUUUGGAUAAAACAUUACGUAGUGGUAAACGUUCAAGUGAACAAAAUCAAUGUUCAAAUAAUUUAUGGUCUGUAUUUGAACAAAAACAAGAUAUAAUGUUAUUUUUUGCACAUGUUAUGGCAUCAUUUACACGUUGUACAACCAAUGAAUUAUGUGAUCAUUUCGAUUUUUCAUGCUAUCAAACAUUGGUGGAUCUUGGAGGAUCUUUAGGUGAUUUAAGCCGAACAGUAGUGGCUAGAAAUGAAAAUAUAAAAUGUUAUAGUGCUGAAUUACCAGAAUUAUGUCAAUAUAUUCAGACUAAUAUUCAUCUAUAUUAUCAUGAACGAAUUGAAUAUAUUUGUGAAGAUAUUUUUGAACAACAAUGGUCCGAUAGUAUUGAAAAUAAUAUUGAUCAAAUUGAUAUUGUUUGUUUAAAAUAUAUUUUACACGAUUGGACCUAUAAACAACGUCAAUUUUUAGUAAAUAAAGUAUAUAAUCUGUUAAAACGUAAAUCAAAGAAUGAAAAUGGUCUAAUGCUUGUUAUAGAAAAAAUGGUUGAUGAUAAACGAUCAAAUUUAAGUACUCUUUGUACAAGUGUUUCAAUGCUGAUUGAACUCGGUGAUGGUACGGGCUAUGAUGGGACGCUGCUUGAAUAUAAACAAUUAGUUCAAGAUUGUGGAUUUAAAACAAUUCAGUUGAUAAAACUUAAUGGACCGAUGGUAGCAAUGUAUUCAUAUCGAAUAUCAAACAAACGUGAACAGGUGGUACAAGUUGAUAAACAUGUGGCAAGCUUAUUUGGUGACUAUAAUGACAAUGUUGAUGAUUGGGACGAGUCAUGUGACGAUGUACCAAAAUCUCCAUUUGUGUUAACUGGACUACCUCCUGAGAUCGAAGAAGGAAACAUCGAAUAUAAAUUGAAACUUGUUGAUCCAAAUCCAGAUCGAUUAGAGCAUUUAGUAACUCAAAUGAAAUGGCGAGUACAAGAAGGACAAGGUGAAGCUAUUUAUGAAAUUGGUGUUGAAGAUUGUGGUACUUUGAGUGGUGUAAAUGCAGAAGAAUUAGAUGCAUCAUUAAAAACAUUAGAAAAAAUGGCUGAUCGUUUGGGUGCAUCAAUUACAAUUUUAUAUAAACGUAAUGUUAAUAAUGAUCGUCAGGUUGUUGAAGUACUAGUGCGGAAAGUGCCAGAUGAUCAACAUUUCAUUGAUUUAAGAGUAGCCAUAUUAGGAAAUGUCGAUAGUGGGAAAAGUUCAUUGGUUGGUGUGCUUACUCACGCUGAAUUAGAUAAUGGUCGUGGUCGUGCAAGACUAAAUCUAUUUCGUCAUUUACAUGAAAUUCAAUCCGGUCGUACUAGUUCAAUUACCCAUGAAAUCUUAGGUUUUAACGAUAUGGGCAAAAGUGUCGAUUAUCAUACAGCUCGUACACCAAACGAAAUAUGUGAUCGUUCAUCAAAGAUUAUAACAUUCAUUGAUCUUGCUGGCCAUCAUAAAUACAUGAAAACAACAGUAUUCGGUCUAGCUGCUCAUUUACCAGAUUUUGCUAUGCUAGUCAUCAAUGGAUCAACAGGCGUUGUUGGUACAACCCGUGAACAUUUUGGAUUUGCUUUGGCAUUACAAGUACCCGUAUUUGUUGUUAUCAACAAAAUAGAUCUCUGUUCAAAAGGAUCUGUUCAACAAACGGUUGAAUGUCUACGUUAUUUGUUACAGCAUACUGGGAUAAAAUUAGAACCAUUUUUUGUUGAGACAACUGACGACGUUGUACAAGCAGCGGAUAAACUUGUUGAAAAGAGCAUUUGUCCUAUAUUUGCAAUAUCAUGUACAACAGGCGAAAAUAUAGAUUUGUUAAAAAAAUUUCUAAAUAUAUUACCACCGAGAUUAACUGUGCCAGAACAAGAGAGACUAUCUAAAUUACCAGUAGAAUAUCGAAUUGAUGAAAUCUAUUCUUCUGCACAACCUGACUCCGUUGUUGUUGGUGGUACAUUGCGAAGCGGUACAAUUCACGAAGGAGAAAACUGUUUAGUUGGACCGUUAAUUAACGGUGAUUUUGUGCCAAUUAAAGUAACAAAAAUUCAACGAUAUCGUGUUCCAAGGCGAAUGGUUCGAGCAGGACAGUCGGCUUCAUUACGUCUACCAUAUAUUGAGGGUAGCAACCUGCGCAAGGGUAUGGUUAUUGUUUCGUCGACAUCAAAUCCGAAAGCUUGUUAUGAAUUUUUGGCUCAUAUUUAUUUACUUCAUCAUGCAAAUGCAAUACAGAAAGGUUUUCAAGCCACUGUACAUAUUGAAAAUGUUCGGCAAACAGCACAAAUUAUUGCCAUGGACAAAGAUGAAUUACGUAUCAACGAAUAUGCAACAGUUACAUUUCGAUUUAUGCUCCGAUCUGAAUAUUUGCCGAAAGAUUCACGACUUAUAUUUCGUACUGGCGAAGCCAAAGGUGUUGGACGUGUGAUACAAGUUACCCCAUGUUAG
Molecule: messenger RNA, 2859 nt
Organism: Didymodactylos carnosus
Lineage: Eukaryota; Metazoa; Rotifera; Eurotatoria; Philodinida; Philodinidae
Source: the annotation of a GenBank genome assembly